Messenger RNA from Anthonomus grandis grandis, 2158 nucleotides. It is a transcript of the gene Ccdc85, whose product is annotated as coiled-coil domain-containing protein 85C. Lineage: Eukaryota; Metazoa; Arthropoda; Insecta; Coleoptera; Curculionidae. Bases 388 to 1800 code for a protein of 470 amino acids. The transcript has 7 exons. The record is from RefSeq and is a predicted model, not a curated record.
UACCUGCGGCUGACGACGUUCAAAAGUUAACCGGAGUCAAACCGCGGCCAUGUUGCUGCUCUCAUAGUAGUACCAACUAUCCGUCGUACGUGUAGUACCUACCACACAAUCGCGUCCUAAUUGCAUUUAAAAAACGCCUUGUUUACUUAACAAACGUGGCGUUAUUCAGUGUAGUACUGUUCAGUGUAAACCGGUGACAGUUUCAAGUGGUACCGACCCAAAACAAAAGCCCAUAAACCGCAUACAAAACGUUUAGUAUGCAAAAUCGCGCGCGGUAGAUUUCAGAAAUCGUACUACUUUAUGUGUGACCCACAUAAACGCGAAAAGGUAUUUACAUAGUACCCAGGGCAGUACGUUUAUUUCGUGGGUCAUGGUGACUCGUCUAACAUGUCCACGAAAAAUACGAAGCCGUUUUUGAGCGCGAAAUCUAGCACUGGCGAAGUUGUACAGAGUAAUAGUGGCACGGUGGUACCGCCCAGGUAUCAACCCCCGCCUAUAGUUCAACAUCAGGCUAGUACUGGGAUCCUGAAGCAUACCAAGGAUGCCGUUAAGCAAAAUUUAGGUGUAUUGAAUCCGGGAAAGUAUUAUCCGGUACCGCCGCAGGGUCAGAAAGGGUACUAUCCGAAUCAGUACCCGAGUCACCCGGUGCCUAACGAGCAUACGAGGGUAACGCAGGUGCAGGUGCAUCAGGCUGAUACCAGGAGUGGAGCUCCUAGGCCCUUGGAUGAGCCUGGAAUUCCUCAAGUUAACCCGAACGACCUCAGAACAGUUCCGGUAGGUCUACCUCCUCCGGUACUACCACAGAACCAACAGGAAGUGAGGUCGCAUCGGCCUUUAGUAAGGUACGAAGACGAGUUUUUGAGACCUGACAUGUUGAAGUUUGUGAGGAAACCUGAUGAUCCCAGGAUUAUGCCUACAGCUGCUCCAGAUCAAAAUAGGCAUAUGCAAAGCCUUCUCCUAGACCUACGGGCUCUCAAAGAACAAAACCAACAUUUAGCAGACGACAACCAGGAGCUGAGAGAUCUCUGUUGCUUCCUCGACGAUGACCGACAAAAGGGUCGUAAGCUGGCCAGAGAAUGGCAAAGAUUCGGCAGGUAUACCGCCAGUGUUAUGAGACAAGAGGUCAGCGCAUACCAAAGCAAACUAAGAGAACUCGACAACAAACAGCAAGAACUGAUUAAAGAUAAUUUGGAGUUAAAAGAGUUGUGCCUCUAUUUGGACGAGGAGAGGGGUAACGCGAUAUGCCCUUCCUGCGGUAGCAGUACCACCACGACUAACUUGAGAGAUGAUGGGGAUGGUUCUAGUAGCAGCACGAACGCUGACGAGCCGGCAGUACCACAGCAAUUUAGUAAUAAUACACCUAGGAGGAGUGCUAGUAGGGAAAGGUUGUUGCACGAGAACUUAGCGAGACAAAGAAGUACUUUUAAUGACCAAAUCAUGCAGUACGUAAGAAGCCUUGAGACUAGAGUAAAACAACUAGAAGAGGACAAGCGAUCACUAACACACAAAAUAAACCAAAUUGCCACAACUACUGGAGAUCCCAGUAUAGCAAUACCUGCGGAUCCUCCAGUUGGAGGACUUGGAGGUCGACCUGAGGCGGUUGUACGAGCUCUACAGGUUCUUGAAGUGAGAGAACAACUUGAGAGAGAAGGAAGACCGCUGGAUAGAUGCGAACCCGGAUCGGAAGGACCAGCGCCUGUCCAGGACAUGGACGAUGGUCAGAAGGCUCUUUUAUGGGAGAUGUGUAAUGUGGUAUGGAGAAAACUAGAGGAAGGACCUCCCGCUACAGCUAGACGAUAGUUAAUUUAAACAGAUAUCAAUUCUUGCCACAAAUUUGAAGUCAUGUUUUCUCCUGUAUAUUUUAUUAUUAUUUAUUUAUGUGUAGGUAUUUACCUUAAGACAUUUAAUAGAGAUAAGUACAAAAAAUUUGACAAACGGUUUUUACAUAAUUUCUCAAUAUAUGUAUGAAAAGGACACUUAGCUUUAAACUAUUUUAUGUGUUUUAGUAUAAUUGUUUUUUGUAAUAUGUAGGUACCAAAAGUAUUUUCUACUUUUGAGAUGUUUAUGUAUUUAUUUUUUAAAUUGUUGCCCUGUUCUAUAUCUUGUUUUUUAUUAUUUUUUCUGUGUAUAAAAUAAAUAAAAUUUUAUAUUUCCCAAA